CCUGUGGAUGGGUCAGUUGGACAUACACGACUCUUAAAUGAAGUGACCCCAGCCAGGUGUUAACCCGGUGUGUAUCCACCAUGUUGAAUGGGGUGUUCAGGCUGCAUGGCCUGAUGGUGGCGUCUCACCCCUGGGAGGUGAUUGUGGGCACCAUUGCCCUGACCGUCUGUCUCAUGUCCAUGAACAACCUGGCCACUAGCGACCAAAUCUGCAGCUGGAGCAAUGGCUGUCCCAAACUACAGGAGAGAAUCCUAAACAGUGAUGUAAUCAUUCUAACGGUGACACGCUGCAUGGCCAUCGUGUACAUCUACUUUCAGUUCCAGAACCUUCGACAGCUGGGCUCCAAGUACAUCCUUGGUAUAGCGGGUCUCUUCACAGUAUUCUCCAGCUUUGUCUUCAGCACCGUGGUCAUUCACUUCCUGGGGAAAGAGUUGACAGGCCUAAAUGAAGCUCUGCCAUUCUUCCUGCUCCUCAUUGACCUGUCCAAGGCCUGUACCCUGGCCAAGUUUGCCCUUAGCUCCAACUCACAGGAAGAGGUGAGAGAAAACAUCUCUCAGGGCAUGGCUAUCCUGGGACCUACCUUCACCCUGGAUGCCUUGGUGGAGUGUCUGGUCAUUGGAGUGGGCACCAUGUCAGGUGUGCGUCAGCUGGAGAUGAUGUGUUGUUUCGGCUGCAUGUCUGUCCUGGCCAACUACUUUGUCUUCAUGACCUUCUUCCCUGCCUGCGUCUCCCUGGUCCUCGAGCUGUCCAGGGAGAGCCGCGAGGGCCGUCCCGUCUGGCAGCUGAGUCACUUUGCCCGUGUUAUGGCUGAAGAGGAGGACAACAAACCAAACCCUGUUACACAGAGGGUUAAAAUAAUCAUGUCUCUAGGUCUGGUUCUGGUCCAUGCCCACAGUCGUCUGGUGUCAGAGCAGCCAGGUCAGAACCGGACAGUGGAGGGCGCCAGCAGUAGUCUAGCUCUCGAUGGGCCUACAGUCCAGAGGAUGGACCAAGACUUCACUCUCUGGCCAAUACCGCUCACCAGUAUGGAGCUGGAGCAGGUGAUAACCCUGGGUCUGGCUCUGCUGCUGGCUGUGAAGUACGUCUUCUUUGAGCCGGCUGAGACAGAGUUGUCCCUAAAAAGCCCCAUCUCCAACUCUAUCUCCGCCCCUGCACUGAGCCAUAAGGGGGCUGAGGACUGCUGCAGGAGGGAUCCUGCACCUGUUAAAAUAUCCCCGACAACCAACAGCACCCCAAACCCUUUGGCUAAAACUGAUUCUAACAUAGCAGCCAAAGAGGAAAGAGUUGAGGUGAUUCAACCCCUGGUGGCCUCAAUGGUGCAGAACGGUCCCUUCUCUCUGAAUGGACCUCUUCCUCAGAGUUUAGGGGACAGUGCCCCCCCCCCACCUUCUUUCUUUACCCCAACUCCAGACACAACUACGUCUCUCCCCAACCCCCCCUCCCAGCCCCGCUCCCUGGACCAGUGUCUGUCCAUCCUCAGAAACCCUGAGUUGGGCGCUCGUUUUCUUAGCAAUGCCGAGGUGAUGGAGCUGGUGACAUCACGGAACAUCCUGACCUAUAAGCUGGAGGCUGUCAUGGAAACACCAGAGAGGGGCGUGGUCAUCCGGAGAGAGAUGCUAUCAUCCAAACUACCAUCACCCUCUGCCUUGGCUUGUCUUCCUUACAAGGACUAUGACUACACUAAGGUGAUGGGCACCUGCUGUGAGAACGUUAUUGGCUACAUGCCCGUGCCAGUGGGCGUUGCUGGCCCUCUCCUAUUGGAUGGGAAGCAGUUCCAUGUUCCCAUGGCAACAACAGAAGGCUGCCUUGUGGCCAGCACAAACAGAGGAUGCCGGGCCGUCGCUUUGAGUGGCGGUUGCAGCAGCAGGGUGCUAGCUGACGGUAUGACGCGGGGUCCUGUUGUACGGCUGCCCUCAGCGUGCCGGGCUGUAGAGGUCAAGGCCUGGCUGGAGACCACAGAGGGCUUCAGGACCAUCAAGGAUGCCUUCGACCACACCAGCAGGUUUGCCCGUCUGGACAAGCUAUUGGUAGGUCUAGCAGGGAGGAACCUCUACAUCCGCUUCCAGUCCCACACUGGAGACGCCAUGGGCAUGAACAUGCUCUCUAAGGUCAGACUAUGCUGUGUGUGUGUGUGUGUGAGUUACCAUUCUAAAAGGUAAUGCAGUAAAGGUGUCCAUUUUAGAGAGGCUACAUUCUUCAGAGGAAUUACUUACUGGUGAUGGAAUGGACUAACAAGAAUGCUGUUUCUGGUGUCUAAUACCACAUAUGAACUGUCUCUGUGUGUGUCUGUAGGGUACAGAGCAGGCAGUGGGCAGACUCCAGCAGCAGUUCCCUGAGCUUCAGGUUCUAGCGGUGAGCGGAAACUACUGCACUGAUAAGAAACCUUCAGCCAUGAACUGGAUCCUGGGCCGGGGAAAGUCUGCUGUGUGUGAGGUCACCGUCCCCGCCAGGGUGGUCCGAGAGGUCCUAAAGACCAGUACUACUGCCCUAGUAGAGUUGAACAUCAAUAAGAAUCUAGUGGGCUCAGCCAUGGCUGGUAGUAUAGGAGGCUUCAAUGCUCACGCUGCUAACAUCGUAGCUGCCAUCUACAUUGCCUGUGGACAGGACCCAGCCCAGACAGUGGGCAGCAGUAACUGUAUAACUCUGAUGGAGCAAGCAGGUCCUGAAGGAGAGGACCUGUAUAUCAGCUGUACCAUGCCCUCUAUAGAACUGGGCACUGUAGGAGGGGGAACCAACCUGGCACCACAACAAUCCUGUCUACAGAUGCUGGGUGUGCAGGGUGCCAGUCUAACUGGUCCAGGGGAUAAUGCCCGUCAGUUGGCCAGCGUGGUCUGUGCCACAGUCCUGGCAGGAGAACUGUCUCUGAUGUCCGCUCUCGCCGCCGGACACCUCGUACAGAGUCACAUGACCCACAACAGAUCUCAAGCCAAUGUGCCACAAAUAGCUCAGUCCCACUUAGAGGAGGCUGCGUGACAGAUACAUUACAACCAAUCACAAUGAGCCUUCUAGUGAUAGAGGACCUGCAGUGAAUUCUGGGAGCUGAGGAUUAGCCCAGUGUGAGCAUUCUCCUUUCAUCUCAGAGCAUCCAGCCUGCAACAAUACAUCCUCCUACCCAGAAGAUGGCUGCUGUUCAUUUUAUUUCAACAGAAAUAAAACUGCUAAUGGAACAGUUUUGGAAAGGAGUGGUUUGGGCUGGACACUCUGGGGGAGAAGUACUUCUGUCUGCUGCUAACCUCAGAGAUAUCUGACUGGUUAAUACACUGUGCAGAAUGGAACUCAAAGGACUCUGUUUAUUCACUGUGUGUGCAGUGGGAUUGUCUGAAUGGGGGAAAAAAAGAUUUUGUAUUUUAUUAUUUUUGAUUUUUGCAAAUUCACAAAUGUGCCAUUGUCUUUAAAAUGGCCACUGGAAUCAUGUGGACAGACUGACGAAGUUGAAAUUAGAAUUUAAUUUGCAGAAGCAUUUGGUCUUUAAUGGCUGUGUGCCCACAGCCACACAACCCCCUAUGUCAUGGACAACAGGUUUGUUGUGAUCAAAUGCCCUGAAGCAAUAUUUUUAUUUAUUUAUGGGUACAUUCUAGAGGCACACAUUCAGUGUAUGUGCAGGUGAUCAGCUUCUUACAGUAUCUGGAGAAGUGCCAGGGCAAUAUACUGUAAUCUGUGCAGGAUUGGGCAGAAUGCAACCCAAAUCUUCUGACUAAAUCUUUGGUUAAAACGUUGCUAAGGGCAAGAUGUUUUGCACUAAGUUGACAAAUAGUUGUUUGAGGCAAGCCUAGUAUUGCCGUAGAUAGUUUAGUUUCAAAUUAAACCUGCCAUACCUCGUGAUUUUAAUGUAUGAAUUUGUUUUAUCAAUAAUGUUGGAUAAAUGUCAAACCAAGGUGCUAGCUAUAAUGUGAGUGUACAGUAUGAUUUAAUGAUUGAGUGUUCUUGGUCUGAGUAUAUGCCUUACACUGCAGUGUUUUGCGGUACCUUUUUAUUGGGAAUGUGUAAGAAAUGGUUUGAUUCAAUCCGUAGCACUGAAAAUCCGCCGUAUAGCACAACUUGAAAUUUGAGCUGACAUAUGCAGUGUUGAAACAUUGCCUUUUAAAUUUCAAUUGCGCUAUUAGUCUGCCUUUUAAAUGGUGUCUAAACCACUACAGUUGAGGUUUGGGACUAAAGUUGCAUUGCUUCAGCGAGUGUUUAGAUGUAUGUGGGAAUACCGGAUGAAACAAAGCCAUACAAGUCGCCUUCAAUAAACUGCUUUUAAGAGA
Molecule: messenger RNA, 4247 nt
Organism: Salmo salar (Atlantic salmon)
Lineage: Eukaryota; Metazoa; Chordata; Actinopteri; Salmoniformes; Salmonidae
Gene: hmdh
Product: 3-hydroxy-3-methylglutaryl-coenzyme A reductase
Biological process (GO): coenzyme A metabolic process; isoprenoid biosynthetic process; sterol biosynthetic process
Cellular component (GO): endoplasmic reticulum membrane; peroxisomal membrane
Molecular function (GO): protein binding; NADP binding; hydroxymethylglutaryl-CoA reductase (NADPH) activity
Source: RefSeq, marked provisional